AUGUCCACCACUGCUCCUCAAGGCCCCCCAUACGCCCCCCAAAUCGCCUCUCUCGGCGGCCAACCAACGCCCAUUCCCGACGUCGUAAUAUGUUCAAUCCUGAUCGCUAUCUACGCCGGCUCAGCAGCCGGCCACAUGUCCAUCUACCAACUCAACCGACGCAAAACCCAUCAUUUCUUCAUCUCCGCCGCACUCUUCGGUUUCAGCAUGGCAAGAAUCGUGACUUGCUCCCUCCGCAUCGCCGUCGCAUACCAUCCUUCAAACGUAUCGCUCAAUAUCGCCGCACAGAUUUUGCUGAGCGCCGGGGUAUUGAUUGUUUAUGUGGUUAAUCUGGUCUUCGCGCAACGGAUACUUCGAGCGCGACAGCCUGAGAUAGGUUGGCAUACGGUCCUUCGGGUGUUUUUCAGAAUCCUUUACGGACUCGUUGGUCUGGCGCUGGUUCUGGUGAUCACCUUCAUCGUCAUCCAAUUCUAUACCUUGGAUUCCGAGCUCCGAGAAGCGUGUCGCGAUAUCCAACUCGUGGCCAUGACAUACCUGCUCUUCGUCACGCUUGUGCCUCUCGUCAUCCUGGCUAUCACCUGGUCACUCAAAGAAUCCCCUCGAGCCGAGGAGUUUGGUACCAAGGACUCGUCCGGUGGACUCGAUACCUGGAGUACGGGACAAAAGUCUUUAAUCCUUUUGACUUCAGCUUUGCUGUGUACACUCGGCUCUGCAUUCAAGACAGGCAGUAACUUCGAAUCUCCUCGACCGAAGAGCGAUCCGGCUUGGUACCAGUCCAAGGCGGCGCUUUAUGUCUUCACUUUCCUGAUCGAGAUCUCGAUUCUUUACAUGUUCCUGUUGACGAGGAUUGACCAUCGCUUCCACGUCCCGGACGGAAGCAGUAAGAGACGUAGCUUUGCGGGAGUUGUAGAGGCGACGAACGAGGGUCAAGAAUUGCCGCAGAUUUCCGCACAGACAUCGACAGAGGCGAAAGAAGCAGUUUAA
Molecule: messenger RNA, 984 nt
Organism: Pseudocercospora fijiensis CIRAD86
Lineage: Eukaryota; Fungi; Ascomycota; Dothideomycetes; Mycosphaerellales; Mycosphaerellaceae
Exons: 2
Coding region: 1-984 (327 amino acids)
Source: RefSeq, a predicted model, not a curated record